UUUUUAUUGUGAGUAAUACAGUUUUUUUUCGCCGUUUAGAAUUAAGACCUUAAAGAGCACUAACUUUUAGUUUAUCAUGUCGCAUCAAACGGGAAUCAAAGCCAACGAGCAACUAGCGAAAGUUUUUGGCAAGGCCAAAAAUGGUAAAAUACGGGUGAUAAAAGUGUCAAUUGAAAACGAACAGCUCAGCUGCAGCGCCACAGCUGAUGUGAAAAAAGAUUGGGAACGUGACUAUGACAAGCUGCUGGCUCCGCUCUUUGAGGAGAGUGUGCCCUGCUAUAUUCUGUACCGUCUGGAUGCAAAGAUACCGUUAGGCUAUGGCUGGCUGCUCAUCAGCUGGACUCCAGAUACAGCCAGCAUUCGCCAGAAAAUGGUCUACGCAUCGACAAAGGCAACGCUUAAAAACGAAUUCGGUUCGGCGUACAUAUCGGAGGAGCUGCACGCUACGACUCUGGAGGAAACCACGCUGGAGGGCUACAAAAAGCAUAAGCGUGAAUUUUCCGCGCCUGCGCCGCUCACCAUGCGCGAGGAGGAGAUGAAGGAGCUGCAGCGGUCCGAGGUGCGCACUGAGAUAUCCACGGAGACGCGCCACCAGACGCUCAGCGGCAUCUCCUGCCCACUGACGGAGGCAACACGCGCAGCGGUGCGGGAUAUGUUGCGCGGCACCUACGACUAUUUGCAGUUUCGCAUCAGUCUGGAGGAGGAACGCAUUCACGUCUCCCAUGCCGCAAAUGUGGAAUUGCGCGAUCUGCCAAAGCAGGUGCCCGAAGAUCACGCGCGUUACCAUCUGUAUUUGUUUAAGCACACCCACGAGGGCGACUAUAUGGAGUCCUUUGUAUUUAUAUACUCCAUGCCAGGAUACUCUUGCUCCGUGCGUGAGCGCAUGAUGUACUCGAGCUGUAAGGCUCCAUUUCUUGAAGAGUUGGCCGCAUACGGCGUGGAAGUUGCCAAGAAGCUGGAAAUCGACAGCGGCGACGAACUCACCGAGGAGUAUCUGCAGGAGGAACUGCAUCCCAAAAAGAUAUUGCAUCGCCCAGCCUUUGCAAAGCCAAAAGGACCACCGAAUCGCGGGGCCAAGCGCCUGACGCGUCCCUCCAACGAAGAAGAAGUCUGAAGCCCAUCGAGCCAAACUGUU
Messenger RNA from Drosophila novamexicana, 1135 nucleotides. It is a transcript of the gene twf, whose product is annotated as twinfilin. The record is from RefSeq and is a predicted model, not a curated record. Gene Ontology annotation, molecular function: actin monomer binding; actin filament binding. Bases 77 to 1114 code for a protein of 345 amino acids. NCBI's taxonomy places the organism in Eukaryota, Metazoa, Arthropoda, Insecta, Diptera, Drosophilidae. Gene Ontology annotation, cellular component: myofibril; actin filament; cytoplasm. The transcript has 4 exons. Gene Ontology annotation, biological process: actin filament depolymerization; barbed-end actin filament capping; regulation of lamellipodium assembly.